Laccaria bicolor S238N-H82 is the source of this 225-nucleotide messenger RNA. RefSeq lists its product as uncharacterized. The record is from RefSeq and is a predicted model, not a curated record. Lineage: Eukaryota; Fungi; Basidiomycota; Agaricomycetes; Agaricales; Hydnangiaceae. The transcript has 3 exons. Bases 1 to 225 code for a protein of 74 amino acids.
AUGUGCACAGACCAUGUGCACCAUGCACCAACAUUGUCAAUAAUAGUUAAUAAAAAUGCACACAAACCAUGUAUAUGGUACCUCAACAUUGUCAACAACAACCAAGUAAAUAGUACAUCAACAUUAUCAAGAACCAUUUACAUCACUUGGAUUUUUUUCUUAUUUUUUCUGGCUAUAUUUGCAUUAAUUACCAUAUUAGGAAAUAUGCACAGACCAUGCAUAUAG